Fusarium graminearum PH-1 is the source of this 1374-nucleotide messenger RNA. RefSeq lists its product as uncharacterized. The record is from RefSeq and is a predicted model, not a curated record. Bases 1 to 1374 code for a protein of 457 amino acids. The transcript is spliced from 7 exons. NCBI's taxonomy places the organism in Eukaryota, Fungi, Ascomycota, Sordariomycetes, Hypocreales, Nectriaceae.
AUGACUUCACGUGACGUAAACUUUCCUAUUACGGCAAAUUUGAACUCACCGAGACCCACUUUCUGCGAGGACAUGGAGGAUAUCACGAAUGUUCAAGGAAGGAAGGAGUCUAUGUCAAACUCUUCUAAUGACGUUGACCUGGACGAGUUCCUCCAUGUUCAGCGUCUUUGUUCAACACCGCCAAAUGAACCAGCCCAGGCUCAGACAUGUUUAGACGAGAUCGUUAUCCCUGCCGCCGCUAGCGACGAGAUACAACACAAGCAAGAGAGACAAGAUGAUACACAACGUGGCAGUGAACUAAAUCAUUCACGUACGCAGCCAAGACGUAGAGGAAUUCGUUCUAGUGCCUCAUCGAUACCCGAAUACUCUGUCAUAUGCUUCCCCUCCAACCCCACCAAACCGAACGGUAUCAAAAAGAAGAGGAAGGACUUUGACGAAAAGAGACGACAGGAAGUUGCCCAAGUACGCAAAAGCGGUGCUUGUUUUCGAUGCAAAUUCCGAAGGAUUUCUUUGUGUAUUCGUGAGAAACUGACCAAAAUGAGAUUCAGUUCUGGAGGACCUCAUCGUAAAGUGUCGUUAGCGAUGGACUAUCCUGGCAACCCAGCUCUAGAAGUUGAAGUCCAGGACUACUAUGGAAAUACGACGCCACCAUGGUUCUGCUGUUGGGUCGUGACAGAUCAAGUCGGCGGUCAAGUCGAAUCUUACCGGCAGGAAAGUGCCCGAUAUGCCUUGCCGCAACUUCUUCCACCCAGUCAUUUAGUUGAUUGGGUUGAAAGGAUCAUCAGCUACCAAGAAACUCGUUGCAUAGGGUUCCAACAAACUGUGGAUUCUUUCAUCCUGAGAUACAGUCAAUCAAAGUCACCCCUACCAAUGCAUAACUUUGUCCGCAAAGUACACAAACUCAAUUGCUUGACUAAGAUCCGUCUGGGGCUGAUUCUAUGUGUCGAAGAAGGCGGCGACAUGACACCGCCCUCUUGCGCUCUACAUACCCAAUUCGGGCAGAUCUCGAAAGCGGCCUCCCAACCCAUUGAGAAGGAAGUUCUCCUAGAAUUGGAGAAGCUAGUUUUUGGACCUACAGGAAUCGGUUCCGACAAUUCGAUAGCCCUCUGGGCCAGUCUCUGGUGCUUGAUUCUGAUGUACCGAAAACUGGUUCACACAUACAUGGCUUUUCGACAAUUCCCAUGCCAUGUACCAGAGGACUACAGUGGCUUUCCAGAAUGCAAGCUGGAAGUCGAAGCUUUCAUGAGUCUACGUACAGAGAGUUUCUAUUUUCAAAGAGAAUCCAUGUCCAUGUCAGCAUCGCCUGAUCAACUACUACGAAGGAUGAUUUUGGAUCGAGAAGCAGGGCUUAGACCCAAGCAGAUUAGUCACUAA